Molecule: messenger RNA, 639 nt
Organism: Olea europaea var. sylvestris
Lineage: Eukaryota; Viridiplantae; Streptophyta; Magnoliopsida; Lamiales; Oleaceae
Product: 50S ribosomal protein L35
Exons: 3
Coding region: 43-327 (94 amino acids)
Biological process (GO): translation
Cellular component (GO): ribosome
Molecular function (GO): structural constituent of ribosome
Source: RefSeq, a predicted model, not a curated record
CUAGUUGUAAGUUUAUUUGCUUUCGUUGUGUGAUUUUAGUUCAUGCAAGUGCGGCAAAUUACUGCUAAGCAGAGGAAAAGGAAGUUGAAGAGCAGGAAACCGAUGACUCCAGUCAUUUCCAAAGUCAAGAAAUAUAAAAUCAAGGGUUAUUCGUCUUUUAAGGGCAGAUUUAGGGUAAUGAACGAUGGACAGAUUCGUAGGUGGAAGGAGGGGAAACGACACAAUGCACAUUUAAAGUCAAAAAAAUCUAAACGUAGACUCAGACAACCUGGUAUAGUCCCUCUGGCAUAUGCAAAGGUGAUGAAGAAACUCAACUUUUGUGGUUGAACCAAGUGCCCUCAACUGCUGCUAACAUUUCUUGCUUGAAACUGGAGCAUUCGGGGAUCUGAUUUUGUAGGAUGAUUGUCUUGUCAAUUAAUUUGACAUAAUUAUAUCUAAUUGAGAGGUUAUAGGCUCUUUUGCUGGAUGAUCCAGAAUGGUGGUAGACGUUUGAAUAGUGAACAUUUCCCGUUUGUUAAACCAUUUCUUUCACUUUCUGCUCGAUGACUCUCAUUUCUAUAAUAAGCACAGGGUCAUGUAUUUUUUCCUGUAACAAAUGCAAGACUUAGAAAUUGUUGAAGAUUGUUGUUUCGUUAUUCA